Suillus subaureus is the source of this 717-nucleotide messenger RNA. RefSeq lists its product as uncharacterized. Gene Ontology annotation, cellular component: nucleus. Gene Ontology annotation, molecular function: mRNA binding. Gene Ontology annotation, biological process: mRNA export from nucleus. Bases 1 to 717 code for a protein of 238 amino acids. NCBI's taxonomy places the organism in Eukaryota, Fungi, Basidiomycota, Agaricomycetes, Boletales, Suillaceae. The transcript is spliced from 4 exons. The record is from RefSeq and is a predicted model, not a curated record.
AUGUCUACACGAGACCGUCCACAAGCGCGUAUCACCUCUUACCAUGGUGCAAAGCGCAAUCUUCUUGGAAACCAAGCUGGAAAUGUGCCACCUGCAUGGCGGGACAGCAAAGACAAACAGAAAGAACGAGGAAGCAAGAUUCUGCUCAGUAGGCUCCCUGUGGACGUUGGAGAAACAGAAGUCGAAGAACUGUUCAAGAAGACCAUAGGUCCUUUGAAAGAGUGUUUUGUGAUAUACAAUACGCAAGGGCGCUCGAAAGGGAUGGCAGUCAUAACAUUUCAGCGCCCAGGAGAUGCAGCCGCAGCUCGUGAAAAAUAUGAUGGUAAACUCAUCGACGGCAGACGUCCAAUAAAGAUCGAAAUAAUUGUUGAUUCGGAUGAUGCCGCGGGGUCUACACGAUCUACACCUGCAUCUGCAGUUCCCUCGCUACUAGGACGCAUCGGGAAAGUCGCGGGUACUCCUAAGAGUGACCCCCUUGCUCCUCAGAGUCAAGUACUGAACGGAAACGUUCCGCCUAUCCCCUCUCAAAAAAUCGUAGUAUCACCGCGCACUGUUCAGACUGCCGGGACAAAGGCCGUGUUGAGGCGCCGCAAGAAGAAGGGCCCACGACGCAUAAAUAAGUCAAAUGUUUCCAAAAAGUCACUUGCUGAACUCGACCAGGAUAUGGAGGAGUACAAAGCUGCCGCUAGCGGUCAUAAAGAGAGCGGUGACCAGUAG